This is a messenger RNA of Aspergillus homomorphus CBS 101889, 1320 nucleotides long. RefSeq names its product homoserine acetyltransferase family protein. Gene Ontology annotation, biological process: biosynthetic process. Lineage: Eukaryota; Fungi; Ascomycota; Eurotiomycetes; Eurotiales; Aspergillaceae. Bases 71 to 1192 code for a protein of 373 amino acids. Gene Ontology annotation, molecular function: acyltransferase activity, transferring groups other than amino-acyl groups. The record is from RefSeq and is a predicted model, not a curated record. The transcript is spliced from 6 exons.
AUCAGACUCAUCGCACAGCAGCAAAUCGCUCUACAACCCAAUCUGUGGAUCCGCCUAUCCGUUCAGCAAGAUGACGAAGCAUGAUUACAAGACCUUCAAACUUGGAGACUGGGAGCUCCAGAGUGGGGAGAAGCUAGUUGACGCUCACAUCGCAUAUACAACCUUUGGGGAUCCAAGGUUGCCCGCGAUCGUUUACCCUUCGUGGUUCUCUGGCGAAAUCUCCGACAAUUUCUGGUUGAUUGGAGAAGACAAGGCCCUCAACCCGAGCAACUACUUCAUAGUGAUUCCCGCGCUCUUUGGAAACGGCCAGUCAACGUCGCCUUCCAAUUACCCCAUCCAAAGCCCCUUUCCCAAAUGCUCCAUCUACGAUAAUGUCCGCGCUCAGUAUACGCUGGUGACCCAGCAUCUAGGCAUCACUCAUCUAUUCGCAGUGCUCGGGUGGUCAAUGGGAGCCGCGCAAAGCUUCCAGUGGGCGACGCAGUAUCCCGAUUUCUUGGAUCUAGUCGUGCCGUUCUGCGGCUCCGCCAGGACCUCGAUCCACAACCAGGUGUUCCUCGAGGGCGUGAAAUGUGCUUUGCUAGCGGCGAAGCAUAUCUCUUCGGCAGGAUCCGGAGAUGCUGGUGUUCUCGAAGCAGACCAGUCAGAUAGAAUCUGGAGCGACAAGGAGAAAGAGGUCGGACUGAAGGCUUUUGGUAGGGGUUACGCUGGCUGGGGAUUCUCGCAAGCAUUCUAUCGGGAGAAGCUAUAUGAGACUGCUUUGGGAUACAAGAAUUUGGAGGAUUUCAUGGUGAACUUCUGGGAAAGCUGGGCGCUUUCGAAAGAUCCGGCCAAUCUCCUGACGAUGCUGCAAACAUGGCAAAAUGGAGACGUGGCAAACCAAGAGCUUUACAACGGCGAUUUCGAGAAGGCCUUGGCUUCUAUAAAAGCGAAGGUCUUGGUGUUGCCUGGGAAAACCGACCUAUAUUUCCCGCCCGAGGACUCGGAAUAUGAGGUUGCCUGUAUGAUGCCGGGCGUUGGCACUCUCGCCGUUUUCCCAUCAAUUUGGGGCCAUUGGGCUGGUGGUCCAGGAUUGAGUAAGGAUGAUUUCGGGUGGUUGGAUACGAGAUUGAGGGAGUUUUUCGAGGAAACAGCUCCUUCCAUCGGGGAGGAUUUAGGUCCGAGACUCAAGUCGGUCACUUUAGGGAAGCCUUGAUCACGAUCGCUGAAAUUAGUUGCGCGAGUCUUCAGCGUCAUGAACAGUAACAGACUUUGUAUGAGUGGAAUUGGCAUUGUAGUUAUUGAGCAGUUUCCCGAAAUCAGCAAUCAACACGUGAUGGGCUG